Molecule: messenger RNA, 339 nt
Organism: Penicillium atrosanguineum
Lineage: Eukaryota; Fungi; Ascomycota; Eurotiomycetes; Eurotiales; Aspergillaceae
Exons: 3
Coding region: 1-339 (112 amino acids)
Molecular function (GO): DNA binding; protein dimerization activity
Source: RefSeq, a predicted model, not a curated record
AUGGCUGCGACGAAUUCCUCGCAAUCAUAUCUCCUAAAGAAUAGAAAACAGAUGCGUCAAAAACAAGGGCGCCGCAAGACUUGUCUAAUGAAAAAGGCAUCCGAAUACAGCAAAACUUGUAACGCAGACGUCUGUGCGGGGAUACGGUUACGUGAGACAGGCCAGGUCUUUAUUCUAUCCGCGGAUAUAACGGGGUCUCGGGACUUUCUCAAGUCACAAAUAGGUUCGUACUAUCCAGUCCCGAGGCUGAUCACUGAACGAGACCUGGAAAAGGCUGGGAAAAGUACCAGAGGCAGACCAUCAAGCGGAAACGAAAUAAUGGAGGAGCUGAACAUGUAG